UAUAAACAUUUGCACACCACUAGCGCUGCGAAUCUGUGGAUCUUGUGGAUUUUAUUCCAUAACCUGUAAACAAAUAAAAACACUUCCCGGUGGUUUCCUUGCAUAACUAUCAAUUAAAACUUGUCCAACAUGGCUCAAAGCAGACUGGAAAAGAUUGGGACUAUCUUCACAAGAGUGCAGGGCCUUCUCCGAGGCGGCGCCAUGAAAGCUGAGGACAAGCCCAUUUGGUACGAUGUUUAUGCCGCAUUUCCUCCCAAGGCGGAGCCCCGAUUCGACAGGGUCGCACCCGAGGUCCCAGUGAAGAAAAUAUUUUACGGCGAAGAUGUGGUGCGAGCGAAGCUUCAUAGGCAGAACAAGCCCCAGGAAACGAUAUCCUUGCUUGACAACCGGCGUAGCUCCCAGUCGCAACAGUUCGUUCAGAUCUAUCAGAACUUGAAGACCCAAGGUGCUUUGGACGAUCAGAAAAUUUACGAAACCGCUCUGGACUUGUUGGCCGAGCAGCGUCAGCAGUCCCGAUUGGAGGCCACCCCAGAGGAAGCAGCUCCAGAGCUCGACACAGAAACGAAAACUCAGCUUUUGAGUGAUUUUAAGGAGGCAAGCGAAAGCCAAGCUACUAAAUCUUCCUCCCCACCGACUCCGCCCAAAACCAAACGGGAUGCAGGAGUGGGCAUUAACAUAGACAGUUUGUUCAAGGAUUAGGCAAUACAUUUUUUUACUUAUAAUAAACAUUUGUGUGUUAAAAUGGAA
Molecule: messenger RNA, 747 nt
Organism: Drosophila ananassae
Lineage: Eukaryota; Metazoa; Arthropoda; Insecta; Diptera; Drosophilidae
Gene: mRpS23
Product: probable 28S ribosomal protein S23, mitochondrial
Exons: 3
Coding region: 130-699 (189 amino acids)
Biological process (GO): translation
Cellular component (GO): ribosome; mitochondrion
Molecular function (GO): structural constituent of ribosome
Source: RefSeq, a predicted model, not a curated record